CAGCUUUUGACAUCCAGUCCCGAAGAAACCCAUUGAAGUACUUAAAAAUAGAAAUGACACACGAGGAGAACAUUUCAUACGUAAAACUACAUCUGAGAGACGGUUUGAAGAGACGAAGGCAACAGAAUGGACUUACGGUCAGUGUCAGCAACAGCUCCAACAUCGAUUCUGCUACACGUUGUAGCGAUAGAGCGUACGAUGCUUCUACGCACGGGCAAUCGCCAGUGUUUGUUUGCAUGAAUCAAGCACGCUACAUUUGGGUCGUAUUACGAAACAGUCCAUGGCAUCUUCAAGUUUGCGAAGUUCGAGCAUACACUGGUCCGAUGAAUUUGAAUGCUCCCGGAAUUGCGUCGUUGUCAGACGUCCCAUAUACUGAUCAUGUAAACAAUGUCACGGCAAGCGCUGCUAAUGCUGUAGAUGGAAAAUCAUCGAUCGGGCAAUCAAGAGGACUUGGUCUUAGGUUCUGUGCUGUCAAUAAUUACAAAACAAACGACAAAGUUCAGUUUCUUCGUAUUUCUCUCCAUCAAAAACAACCGAUUCUUUCUGUUCGUUUGCACUUGAGAGACCCAGCAAGAGGCUUUAUACCAACCGUAUAUUACAGCAGACUCGGCAGCGUAAAUAUUAGCGUUGGUAACUCCAGCGAUGUGAGCGAUGUACGACGACAGUGCGGGUCAUCAUAUCAAGCAAGCCAAGGACAAUCACCAAUUUUUAUCUGCUAUGCUACUGGAAGUUACGUCUGGUUGACUGUAAGCGCAAAUUACUUUCUUGAGGUCUGUGAAGUGGAAGUUUACGCAGAUGUUCACUGCAUUACUCCUUCUUCUCUUGUCAAUGGCAAAUACAGCAUCACGAAUGACUCGGUGGGUGGGUCUUUGUCAGUGGAAUGCAAUCAAGGGUAUAAAUCUACAUUCUCUAAACCGAUUACAUGUGAGAGCAGUGGAAAUUGGAGUCAACCAUUUCCAACGUGUAAAGCUUUCUGUGAACCUCCUCCGAACGUCAAGAAUGGAAAAUUGAUCUUUAGUGACAAUGAUGGAAAGCAAAUCAUCAACAGUACAGUAACCUACGAAUGUGACAAUGGUUACAAGUUAUCUGAUGAGACAAAGAAAACUAGAAAAUGUUUAUCAAGCAAGCAGUGGUCAGGAACAGCACAAUCUUGCCAUUAUAUUGAUUGUGGAAGACCUCGGCUUACAACAAACGGAAACUUUACUGGAAAUACGACAUACAAUUCAACAAUUACCUUUACCUGUCGCAACGGUUAUUACAUGAAAGGUAUUAGGAAAGCAAAGUGUUUGUCUAGCGGACUGUGGAGCAACAUCCCAUCAAAUUGCAUACCGUUUUGUGAACCUCCUCAACUCACAAAUGGAUACCUUGAAUUUAGUGACAAUAGUGGAGUGCAUGACGUUGACAGUACAGUGACGUAUCAUUGUGAUCAAGGUUAUGAGUCAUCUGACGACAAACAGAAAACAAGAAGAUGCCAAGAAAACAGAAAAUGGUCAGGAACUGCACCAACUUGCACUCAAAUACAAUGCCCGGAUAUUUCUAAUAAAAUUAUUGAAGAUGGCAGCAUUUUAAAUAAUAAUAGACUGCUUGGCUCUAUUGCUGUGUACGAAUGCAAUAGAGGAUACCGCAUUGCUGGAGACAAAACAAGGGUAUGUCAAUCGAAUGGGAAAUGGUCGGGCAAUCCUCCAGUAUGUCAAGGUAACAAAUGCGUUUCACUUGCUUCGCCAACUAACGGCAACGUUACAACUGAAAUUGUACACACUAUUGUUAUCUCAACUUACACUUGUGAGUCAGGAUAUCGAUUGAAAAACGGAGAUAGUUCUAGAAUUUGUUUGCCAAGUGGGCUGUGGAGUGGAAAGGAACCAUCAUGUGAACCUUGCAGCUGUGAUUCUACUCAAACACGUCAAGAUGCCAAUAAGAAACGACAUGCUGUUGUUUUAGUGCAAGUAACUUCUUCCGUCCAAGAAAACGAAGGACAAGUAUCAUUCAAAGCUAAAGUUAAAAAAGUCUGCCGUGCCAACAAUGCCAGAGCACGCAAGAUAAAGUCUGGAAAUUUUGCUUCACUUGCUGUCACCCAGGAAACUCAGCAUGGAACUUGCCGAUGUCCCGACUUUCAGAAAAAGGUCAUGUACAGAGUUGGGGUCAAGGUCAAUGGGAAAUCCGGGAAAAAAUGGCAACUUGAAGUGCCACGAAAGUUUUAUGUUGCAGAAUCAACAGUGUGCUAACUGAAAGAAGCAGCUGUAUUGCUAAUGUCAGUGGUCUGGUCUUAAUAGUAAAAAAGUAUCGAAUGCUGGUAACUAACAUUCACUAAAUAGUACGAAAUUAUGGGCGCUUCUAAAUUCUCUUCAACAAGUAGUAUAUUAAAGUGUUUGUUGACAACAAAUUACAUCGUCGUGUACAAGCUUUCCAAAGUUUGAAUA
This is a messenger RNA of Corticium candelabrum, 2417 nucleotides long. Its product is annotated as sushi, von Willebrand factor type A, EGF and pentraxin domain-containing protein 1-like. NCBI's taxonomy places the organism in Eukaryota, Metazoa, Porifera, Homoscleromorpha, Homosclerophorida, Plakinidae. The record is from RefSeq and is a predicted model, not a curated record. Bases 54 to 2222 code for a protein of 722 amino acids. The transcript is spliced from 10 exons.